AUGGACGAGAUUCAUUNGGCCGAAGAAGAAGAGCAGCCGCCAAUGAGCAGUGGAGCUGCCUGGGUGUUGAAGUCCACGAGCCGCCUGAAGAAGAAGAAGCCGCCUGAGAUUUCUGUCAGUGUUGGGUUCGGGCGAUCCGGUCUGGGAAAUAUAGCAGCUUAUUCCUAUAAAUCUGGGAAUGAAGUUCUGAAGGUUAUCAAGGGUUCUUUGGUUAAGUUGAAGGGGACCUUGAGGAAUGAUCUUUAUGUGUUGGAGGGUACUACAGUUUCAGGUAGUGUUGUUGUUGCAUCUGGGAAAGAAACAGAUAAAUCUAUGUUAUGGCAUAAUAGAUUAUCUCAUGUUGAGGCAGAGGUUAGAAUUGAUUCUAAAGCACGACCAUCAGUUAGUUCAGGUGAUUCCAGUGAUCAGUCAUCCAGUUCUAAUGGUAGACAGCCUCAACUGCAAAGGACUUUGAUUGAUGAGGGAGCUUUUGGUGAAGAAAGCUCAAGUAGCAGUAACCUACAGAACUAUCAGCUUACUCGUGACAGGCCUCAGCGAAUGAGGCAAGCUCCUGCGAGGGAUUGUGAUAAAUCAACACUGUUGGAAGGCUUCACAGAUGCAGAUUAUGCUGUAGACCUUGACAAAAGAAUGUCUCUAUCAGGUCACCUUUUUGGUCUUACUAUUUUGGAGAAUGUGCUUGCUGAUAGAGAAGUCGGGGGAAGCGGUGUCGUCGCGGAGACGAAGAAGGGAAACCGAGGGUUUUCGAUCCGAGAGGAAUGCGGGGAAUCUGAGUUUGAUACUGCCGCCGUCAAAUUACAGAAAGUUUACACAAAGUUACCGAACAAGCGGAAUCUCGCCGAUUGUGCUGUAGUCGUUGAAGAAUUAUGGUGGAAGGCAUUGGAUUUGCGCUCUACGGCGGACUCGGUGUCGUUUUUCGACUCCAACAAGUCGGAAACCGCCGUGUCAAAAUGUCAGGGCCGGAGCAAGGCUGCAAAGGUUGGGAAGGGAUUAUCAAAGAAUGAGAAAGCUCAGAAAUUGGCUUUGAGACAUUGGCUUGAAGCUAUUGAUCCACGUCAUCGCUAUGGCCACAAUCUCCACAUAUACUAUGAUGUUUGGUUCCAAAGUCAAAGCUCGCAGCCUUUCUUUUAUUGGUUGGACAUUGGAGAUGGAAAAGAGUUGAAUCUUGAAAAGUGUUCUAGAGCAAUUCUACAACGACAAUGCAUUCAAUAUCUUGGACCUAAACAAAGAGAAUGUUAUGAAGUGAUUGUGAAGGAAGGGAAGCUUGUGUACAAACAAAGUGGAGAUUUUGUUAACACAAUGGAGGAUUCGAAAUGGAUAUUUGUUCUAAGUGCUUCAAGAAAUUUGUAUGUUGGGAAGAAGAUUAAAGGCCAUUUUCAACACUCUAGCUUUCUUGCUGGUGGUGUCACCACUGCUUCCGGCCGAUUGGUCUCCCAUGACGGUAUUCUCAGGGCUAUAUGGCCAUAUAGUGGCCAUUAUCAUCCCACAGAAGAGAAUUUCAUCGACUUAAUUGAAUUUUUGAAGGAGAACCAUGUCGACCUAACAAACGUUAAGAAAUGUGCAACAGACGAUGACGUAUUACCCAAUAACAAAGAAAAGGAGGAAAAGGACGAAACCACAGAAGAGGAGAAGGAAAUAACUGGCGGCGGAGCAGCCACCGAGAAAGCCGCAGCGCCGUCGGGAGAGGCGGCGGAAAUGGAAAGGCAGUGCAAUGUGGUUACAAGAAGAAGCAAAUGGACGACCGGCGCCGGGCCUCGGAUUGGUUGCGUUCGAGAGUAUCCAACCAACCUUCAAUUUCAAGCAUUAGAAAAGCUGAAACUUUCGCCUAGAAUCCCAACCAUUCAACACCCAUUCAACUCCAAUUUCCCAAUUCCAUCCCCAAGGCCUAGCCCUAGAAUCCAUAUGUCUCCUAGGCUCGCUUCCAUGGUGCUCCCGAGUCCCCGAACAUUGCGGUGA
Molecule: messenger RNA, 1953 nt
Organism: Benincasa hispida (wax gourd)
Lineage: Eukaryota; Viridiplantae; Streptophyta; Magnoliopsida; Cucurbitales; Cucurbitaceae
Source: RefSeq, a predicted model, not a curated record